Molecule: messenger RNA, 542 nt
Organism: Erinaceus europaeus (western European hedgehog)
Lineage: Eukaryota; Metazoa; Chordata; Mammalia; Eulipotyphla; Erinaceidae
Gene: LGMN
Product: legumain
Exons: 3
Coding region: 1-501 (166 amino acids)
Biological process (GO): vacuolar protein processing
Molecular function (GO): cysteine-type endopeptidase activity
Source: RefSeq, a predicted model, not a curated record
AUGCUGGGACUUGUAGUCCUCGCGGGCGGGCGGGCGGGCGGGCGGGCGGCCUCGUCCCCGCUUCCCAUUGGACGUCGCGGCAGCCCCGCCCCCGUCCCCGCCAAUCGCCGCGGCGCACAGGGGCCUCAAAGCGAGGCUGAGGGCGCGCGCCGCAAUCACUGCAGGCGGCGGCGGGCGCGGCGCGAGUGGGCUGCGCGGGGCGGGUUCCCACGGUCGGCGGCGGGGCUGCAGAUUUCCACAGCCGAACUGCAGAGGAGAAGGAUGAUGUGGCUGCUGGCUGUGGCACUCGGCAUGGCCUUGGGCAGUGGUGCAGUUCCCGCAGAUGACCCCGAGGACCAUGGCAAACACUGGGUGGUGAUCGUCGCGGGUUCGAACGGCUGGUAUAACUACCGGCACCAGGCUGACGCUUGCCACGCCUACCAGAUCGUGCACCGGAACGGCAUCCCUGACGAGCAGAUUGUGGUCAUGAUGUACGAUGACAUAGCCCACUCUGAAGAGUAAGUGGCCGUGAUGUACGAUGACAUAGCCCACUCCCAAGAGUG